Molecule: messenger RNA, 3624 nt
Organism: Acipenser ruthenus (sterlet)
Lineage: Eukaryota; Metazoa; Chordata; Actinopteri; Acipenseriformes; Acipenseridae
Gene: gys2
Product: glycogen synthase 2
Exons: 16
Coding region: 300-2411 (703 amino acids)
Biological process (GO): glycogen biosynthetic process
Cellular component (GO): cytoplasm
Molecular function (GO): alpha-1,4-glucan glucosyltransferase (UDP-glucose donor) activity
Source: RefSeq, a predicted model, not a curated record
UUUCAGUGACAGGAGUUCAACCGGGAGCUCUUUACUGCUGUGAGUAUCCCGGCUCAGAACCAGCAAAUCCACGGGAUUAAGUUUAAUGUAAUCCCUGCAGACAGACACUUUAAAAACCCAUUAUCUUUUCAGCACUAAUCAGGUCGAAAGAAGUGCUAUUCAAGAUAAAGAAGGAACAGACAGCAGUUUUUAAUACCUAACGGGGAGCAGUUUUUUUUUUUUAAAGUUUGAAACACUUUAUAUUUGAUUUUGUUUUAUAUUAUUAUUUGAACUUUGUGGGAGUUUAAACUAGAAGGAAUAUGCCUCUCUCGAGAUCUCUCUCGAUGACCUCUCUGAAUGGAUUGCCCCAAUGGGAAGAUGAAGAUUUACCAGUGGAAGAUUUAUUGCUUUUUGAAGUUUCUUGGGAAGUAACUAACAAAGUUGGAGGAAUUUACACUGUAAUCCAGACCAAAGCGAAAAUCACAGUUGACGAAUGGGGAGAGAACUUUUUCAUGGUGGGUCCGUACUACGACCACAACGUGAAGACCCAGGUGGAACUGUGUGAGCCGCCCAACCCUGCCAUUAAGAAGGCCAUGGAUGCCCUGCGGUCCAAUGGCUGUCAGGUGUAUUUCGGCCGGUGGUUAAUUGAAGGCAGCCCGUACGUAGUCCUGUUUGACAUCGGUGCCGCUGCUUGGAACCUGGACCGCUGGAAAGGGGAAUUCUGGGAUGCGGCAGGCAUUGGGCUUCCCUUUCACGAUAGAGAAGCUAAUGACUCCUUACUCUUCGGGUCCCUAACAGCGUGGUUCUUUAAAGAGCUCACAGAUCAGUUUCAAGGGACACCGAGCAUCAUUGCCCAUUUCCACGAGUGGCAGGCGGGAGCCGGGCUAAUACUGUGCCGCUCCCGCAAGCUGCCCUUAGCGACCAUCUUCACCACCCACGCCACGCUGCUGGGGAGGUACCUGUGUGCCGGUAAUGCUGAUUUCUACAACAACCUGGACAAGUUCAACGUUGAUAAAGAGGCCGGGGAGAGGCAGAUAUACCACCGGUACUGCAUGGAGCGGGCUGCUGUUCACUGUGCACACGUCUUCACCACAGUGUCACAGAUCACUGCCAUCGAGGCUGACCACAUGCUCAAGAGGAAGCCAGACGUAGUCACUCCCAAUGGUCUGAAUGUUAAGAAGUUUUCGGCCAUGCACGAGUUCCAGAACCUUCAUUCCACGAACAAAGUGCGGCUUCAGGAGUUUGUCCGCGGACACUUCUACGGGCACCUUGAUUUCAAUUUAGAAAAGACCCUGUUCUUCUUUAUCGCCGGGAGAUACGAGUUUAUGAACAAAGGCGCUGAUAUCUUCUUGGAGUCGCUCUCCAGAUUAAACUUCCUGCUCAGGGUUCAUAAGCGUGAUGUCACGGUCGUGGUGUUUUUCAUUAUGCCAGCCAAGACGAACAACUUCAAUGUGGAAACACUGAAGGGACAGGCCAUCCGGAAGCAGCUGUGGGAUACUGCUCACUCAGUUAAAGAGAAAUUUGGAAAGAAGCUGUACGAUGCAUUGUUAAAAGGGGAAAUACCAGAUAUGAACAAGAUUCUUGACAGAGAUGACUUUACCAUCAUGAAAAGAGCCAUCUAUGGAACCCAGCGGCAGUCGCUGCCUCCAGUGACGACCCACAACAUGCUUGAUGACUCCACUGACCCCAUUCUGAGCAACAUCCGACGCAUUGGCCUCUUUAACAGCCGGACAGACAGAGUAAAGGUUAUAUUUCACCCGGAGUUCCUUUCUUCAACCAGUCCCCUGUUACCGAUGGACUAUGAGGAGUUUGUCCGUGGCUGCCAUCUGGGAGUCUUCCCCUCGUACUACGAGCCCUGGGGUUACACUCCUGGUGAGUGUACAGUGAUGGGGAUCCCCAGCGUCACCACCAACCUGUCUGGAUUCGGCUGUUUCAUGCAGGAGCACGUAGCCGACCCAGCUGCAUAUGGCAUCUACAUCCUGGACCGCCGGUUCCGCUCCGCAGAUGAGUCCUGUAAUCAGCUGACCCAGUUCAUGUUUGGGUUCUGCCAGCAGUCCCGGCGUCAGAGAGUCAUCCAGCGGAACCGCACCGAGAGGCUCUCAGACCUGCUGGACUGGCGCUACCUGGGCCGGUAUUACAUGCAUGCGCGGCACCUCACGCUGAGCAGAGCUUUUCCUGACAAGUUCAAGAUGGAUCCGACAGCCCCUCCACAGACGGAGGGCUUCCGUUUCCCCAGGCCGUCAUCAGUGCCCCCCUCCCCCUCGGCCUCCGUUCACUCAACCCCUCACCACAGUGACGAGGAAGAGGAGGAUGACGAGGAGAGGUAUGAUGAGGAAGAGGAGGCCAAGAAGGACAGGCAGAACAUCAAGGGGCCCUUCACCGGGGGGGAAGUCCCGCACGGGGAGUACGGGAGCGGAGAGCUACAACAUUAGUGCUACCUUUAGCCAGCUUACACUGCGGCUGCUGUGCAAAGCAUGACACACCUGCAGAGCCAGGACCCAGGGCUACUCGAUAUCCACUGCAUUCCCUCAAACUCCUUGCCUGUUUAACGUAGAAUGAUGUAUGUUCUGUGUGUUUCUACUGUAUAGUGCUGAGUCCAUAGCAAAGAAAGACUAGCAGAAACAACAAUAGAGAAAAACACAUCAUAGGAUGUUAAGCGGGCAAGACAAUGAAUAUUAGAAAAUUGUUGAUAAUCCAUACAAUGGACCCAUAUCGCCCAUUCAUUCUAACAAUGACGCUUUAACCAUUCGAUCUUUUCAUCAGUAGUCUUUGGUGACUUUAAUCUGUAUGUAAUUUGUAAAAAAAAAAAUUAAAAUUUAGUCGUCGCCAAUGGUUUUAUUUACCACGGUUUUCUCCCCAAUUUGGAAUGCCCAAUUAUUAUUUUUUUAUCCCGGUUCACCGCUGCACCCCCCCAGCGACUUGGGAAAAGGAGCACGAAAUAUACGUCCUCCGAAACGUGUUCCUGCCAAUCCGUCAUUUUUUGCACUGCGGAUUCACAGCGAACCCACCAGACCUAUAGUGCCAGAGGACAACACAGAUCUGAAUGGCUCCACUGCAGACCCACAGGCACCCUAUCAGCCACGGGUUGCUGGUGCAUGGUGAACCGUGGAUUGGCCUGCCGAACUAAGCCCUCCAUACCCGGGUGGCGCUAGGCCAAUUGUGCGCUGCCCCCUAUGAACCCCCGGUCAUAGUUGGCAAUGACGUAGUCUGGAUUGGAACCUGCGAUCUCCAGGCUAUAGGGCGCAUCCUGCGAUCCAUGCAGAGUGCCUUUACUGGAUGCACCAUACGGGAGCCCCCAAAAGUGGUUACUUUCUGUUAAUCUUUUGAAGAAAAAGUACAGAUAAGAUGCAAAGGGUUGAGAUAGUUUUAUAGGUUCUUCAAAAGGGUUGACUGAAACAAUUUUCCCUUCCAAAAUACCAUACCAAAAAGAAUGCAAUAAAUAAUGAAUAUGAGUGCAUGACAUGUGCAGGUCUGGCCUUUGUUAAGAAAUGUGUAGAUCUGGCCUUUGUUAGAAAUGUGUGGCUCUGGCCUUUGUUAAGAAAUGUGUGGCUCUGGCCUUUGUUAAGAACUUGCCGCCUUGGAGUAAAAAGAGCAAUCAAAUGAAGAGCAAUCAAAUAAAGAGCAACAGACUGAUUAAUAAAUGAA